Messenger RNA from Aphanomyces astaci, 311 nucleotides. RefSeq lists its product as hypothetical. The record is from RefSeq and is a predicted model, not a curated record. Bases 1 to 306 code for a protein of 101 amino acids. Lineage: Eukaryota; Oomycota; Saprolegniomycetes; Saprolegniales; Verrucalvaceae. The transcript has 4 exons.
AUGAAGGAGCGCGCCGAAAAGCGGCCCCGCGCCAUCAAGGCUAACGUCCGCAAAGCUGGCAUGGACUUGUGGCUGUGGGUGCUUAUGCACAGCCCGGACGCGAUCCUCCACGCGGCGGUCGGCCCUGUGCUGUUUUCCCCCCUCCUGAAACUUGUCACAGAAAACGACAUCAGUAUGAGCUCGGACGAAGUCCCGGUGAAUGUGCGACACGAGCGCAAUGUCAUCGUUGUCGAAGCUCUCCCCGCGCUAACUUCCAUCGACUCCAUAGCAACUAUUGGACGGAUAAGCGUCCAUUGUAGACGAUGAUUCCU